AUGGAAUUGAUAUUGAUCUGCAUUUUCGGUUCUCGGCCAGACGGCGGAACGCGACUGCGACUGACGGGAAAACCACAGGACGAUCGACAUACAUACACAAGACGAUCGACAUACAUACACGCAUUGAAAAUGGGCUGUAAUACAAGUACGUUGCAAGACCCUGGACAGGAGCUUGAUCCAUUUUUACAAAGCAAGCACGCCAACGAUUUGAUCGAGGGCCAACUACAGGCUGGAGGGAAGGCUGCACAACAAGAAGUCAAGUUGUUGUUGCUGGGUGCCGGUGAGAGUGGUAAAUCGACGGUAUUGAAGCAAUUGAGGUUAUUGCAUCAUGGCGGGUUUUCGCAUCAAGAGAGAAGACAGUAUGCCCAAGUGUUGUGGGCAGACACCGUACAAUCCAUGAGAGUGUUGAUAGUGCAAGCAAGAAAGCUGGGGAUCUCGUUAGAAUGCGACGAUCCGGGGAACUCCGAAUUGUGCCAUGCCAAACAGCUGGUGAUGAGGUGUCAACCGUUGGCACACAUCGAUGCAGCUGCAGCAGGAGGCCGGGAAUUUCUCAGCGAAUACGUAGUGAGGUAUAGUGAGCGUAGUGAACGCACAAGAAGAGCCGCCAGCACUGGUCGAGCAAGAGCCCUGGAGGAUUCCAACGAGACUGGGGAACAAGACAACGCCUCCUCGGCCAUUCCUGAACUAUCGCAACUGGCCGAAGCUGCUGAUCCAGAAGCCAUGUUUUUGCGUAACACCUCCACGGCCUCUUCCGCCCAGCCUGCACCCGCGGAAGUCGCCUCGGCAAUUCAAUUACUAUGGGGACAAGACACUGGCAUAGCUCAAUGCUAUGCUCGUGCCAACGAGUUCCAACUAGAGGGCAGUGCUGCCUACUAUUUUGCCCAUGCGCUGGAUUUUGCCCAGCCAGAUUACGCAUGUACAGACCAGGAUAUCCUACAAGGCCGUGUCAAGACCACCGGCAUCACCGAGACUGAGUUCCAUGUAGGUGGAGCCAAAUUGCGUGUCUUGGAUGCCGGUGGUCAGAGGUCAGAAAGACGCAAAUGGAUCCACUGUUUCCAAGACAUCACGGCAGUAUGUUUUGUGGCAGCAGCAAGCGAAUACGACCAGGCCUUGUUUGAAGAUGCCCGUGUCAACCGGAUGCGUGAGAGUGUGAUGCUUUUUGAGACGCUGGUGAAUUCGAAAUGGUUCCGGGACACACCGUUUAUCUUGUUUCUGAACAAGACGGACCUGUUUGCACAGAAGAUAGCCAGAAGUCCACUACGAGCCCAUUUCCCGGAAUACACAGGUCGUGUGGGCGACGUGGAGGCAGGCCUUGCGUUUCUGGAGAGCAAGUUUGUGUCGUUGGCCAGGGGGACACGUGCAGUGUAUGUGCGGCGCACGUGUGCCACGGACCGGGAGACGAUGCGGUUUGUGCUGGGGGCUGUGACGGAUAUGGUUGUGCAGCAGAAUUUGAAGCGGAGUGGGUUGCUGUAG
Henningerozyma blattae CBS 6284 is the source of this 1473-nucleotide messenger RNA. It is a transcript of the gene GPA1, whose product is annotated as guanine nucleotide-binding protein subunit alpha. The transcript has a single exon. Gene Ontology annotation, molecular function: G protein-coupled receptor binding; G-protein beta/gamma-subunit complex binding; GTP binding. Gene Ontology annotation, cellular component: heterotrimeric G-protein complex. The coding region runs from base 1 to 1473 and encodes 490 amino acids. Gene Ontology annotation, biological process: G protein-coupled receptor signaling pathway. NCBI's taxonomy places the organism in Eukaryota, Fungi, Ascomycota, Saccharomycetes, Saccharomycetales, Saccharomycetaceae. The record is from RefSeq and is a predicted model, not a curated record.